Molecule: messenger RNA, 2267 nt
Organism: Ficedula albicollis (Collared flycatcher)
Lineage: Eukaryota; Metazoa; Chordata; Aves; Passeriformes; Muscicapidae
Gene: PRSS23
Product: protease, serine 23
Exons: 2
Coding region: 129-1247 (372 amino acids)
Biological process (GO): proteolysis
Molecular function (GO): serine-type endopeptidase activity
Source: RefSeq, a predicted model, not a curated record
CCCCGCUGCGGGUCCGCCGCUGCCGGUGACCAGCGCUGAAAGGACGGCGGGUGAGGGGACAGCUGGGACAAAAUUCGCCUCUGCUGCUUCUUCAUGCUUUGGAGGCGGCUGAAAGACCGACAUUCAGAAUGGCAGCCUUGUCCACUUUAAUCCUCCUUUUGUGUGCUGCUAAAGAUGUGAUGCCUUCCAGUCCUCACUGGAAGCCAACUUGGCCGUCUUACAGAGUUCCCGUUAUCCUGCCGCAGUCUACCCUGAACUUGGACAAGCCGCAGUUUGAUGCUGAAGCCAGGCUGGAAGUGGUAUCUCCGUGUGGCCCAGCAUGCCACAAGAGUUCUCCGCUGCCAACUUACGAAGAAGUGAAGAACUACCUGUCCUACGAAACCUUGUACGCCAACGGCAGCCUCACCGAAACGGAAGUGGGCAUAUACAUUCUGAGCAACGGCGGCGAUGGGUCUCGGGGCAGGUCUCGAACUAAGAGGCAGAUCUAUGGCUAUGACAGCAGGUUUAGCAUUUUUGGGAAAGACUUCUUGUUGAACUACCCGUUCUCCACAUCGGUGAAGCUCUCUACAGGUUGCACGGGGACGCUGGUGGCUGAGAAGCAUGUUCUUACUGCUGCUCAUUGUAUCCACGACGGAAAGAGUUACGUCAAGGGAGCUCAGAAACUGCGGGUGGGGUUCCUAAAGCCCAAACACAAAGAUGGCAGCAAAGGGUCCAAUAUCACCAACUCGGCAAUGCCUGAGAAAAUGAAAUUCCAGUGGAUCCGAGUGAAACGGACGCAUGUCCCCAAAGGAUGGAUCAAAGGCAAUGCCAAUGACAUUGGCAUGGAUUAUGACUAUGCCCUGCUGGAGCUGAAGAAGCCACACAAAAGAAAGUUUAUGAAGAUAGGUGUGAGCCCACCAGCGAGACACCUACCUGGAGGGAGGAUUCACUUCUCUGGCUACGACAAUGACCGUCCAGGAAACCUGGUUUACCGUUUCUGUGAUGUCAAAGAUGAAACGUACGACCUGCUGUACCAGCAGUGCGACGCCCAGCCGGGUGCGAGUGGAUCUGGGGUAUAUGUGAGGAUGUGGAAGAGGCAGAACCACAAAUGGGAGAGAAAAAUUAUUGGUAUAUUUUCAGGCCAUCAGUGGGUGGACAUGAAUGGCACCCCGCAGGAUUUCAAUGUAGCUGUUCGCAUUACACCCCUCAAAUACGCACAGAUCUGUUACUGGAUCAAAGGCAACUACCUUGACUGCAGGGAAGGAUAAAGACAAUGAAACUCCUUGAAAGCACUUAAUGACUGGUUUUAGUUACUCGUCUGAGGAAAGUCUAGACUUGUGCUGCAAAUGCGUGUGAUCGUGUAACAUCGGGAGGUGAUAUGUAGCUUUUCAAGCCAGCCACCUUGUUCUUAGGACAGGGACUGUGUGGUGCUAUCAUUACAGCCUCAAACUGGGGAGAAAGUCUGCUGGGUGGGGAAGGAGCAGGUGGACUUGCUGAAUUUGCAGCUGAGCAACUGAAGAUUAAUUAGGGGCGGAUCAGUAAACAGUAUGAAAACAGAGCCGUCUCCAAAGAAUCUUGUAAAAGGGACGCUGUUGACUAUCUCAUGCCUACAAUGUUUGUUUUAAUAAAUCCUAGGAUUAGUAGAAAUGCUUUGAUCUGAACUUUUAAAAGAAAAUAUUUCUAUGCUGUUGGGGGCUGAAGAGGGGCAUUUAAGGGUGUUUGCAACCCAAACAUUACAGCUUUGUGUUCCUGCAUGAGAAAAGGGAGUGUGAAAAGGGCAAGGCAUGCGCCGUGGGAGAUGAAUGCCACACAAAUAGCGUGAAGGGUAAAUAACCACAUAACACUUCUAACUUCCUUUCAGCCUGAGUGAUUUGAGACUUUAUUAGUAAGAUAGGUAAGAAAAAUGCUUUUUGAGCAAACAGACCUUGAUGUUGCAAAGAUUUCACUGUGAAGAUGAUGUCGGUCAUAUGAUCAGUGCCGUUACAUCCUGCUUUGGGAAACACGAAUUGCACAUGGCAUUAAAUCUUUAUAGGAGCUGGGACCUAUGAAGGAGCAGGAUCCUUAUGAAUAUACUAGAAAGUGUGGGGAACGGGGCUUUUCUGUUUAUGACCUACUUAGGUCUUUUAAGGAAAAUCUCAUGUCAUAUUUUCAGAGGGGAAGCCUGUCCUCAGUCUUGUUGUCUAUCUAAAUUGCUACCUGCACAGCAGGUAAAGGAGAGAGCAGGAGAAGGGUUCUACCGAGUUUCCUCCCUAUUUGUUGAAGAUCCUUGCUAUUCUACCUAAUAGUAC